AUGCCUGACCAGCGCAACGGAGGAAGCCUUGCGCCACGUCUAACGCACAUCCGCCCGCCGCCCGCCGCCCAGCCAGUCACGGCCAACGUGUCCGUCAACCCCUCUCUCGUCCUGACUGCUUUCGGCAGCCAGAGAUACCGUCGAGGUCGUCUUCAAGGUCACUCGUUGACUAAAAGUGUUGUCAAGCGAGUAUCUCAAACUUUGGAUGAGUGGAGACAAAUACAAAACAGUUUUGAGAUCAAAUGGAAUUUUCCAUCCUGUUAUGGUGCAUUGGAUGGUAAUCAUACUUCCAUCAAACGACCACCUGGAAGUUGUGCAGUAUUUUACAACUACAAAGGGGGUUACAGCAUAACACAGUUGGCUUUGGUUGACGCCGAUUGUAAAUUCAUUUAUGUAGAUGUUGGCACAAAUGGAAGGGCUAAUGAUGGAAGUGUCUUUAGGCUGUCUAGUUUGAAAACAGCCAUUGACAACGACAGCCUGAAUUUGCCUCAGGAUUACAUAAUUGUAGCAGAUGACGCAUUUCCCAUGACUACAAAUUUAAUUAAACCAUUCUCAAGAAGAAACUUGUCCUUAGAAGAACGCAUAUUCAACUACCGGUUAUCAAGAGCACGUAGAGUUGCUGAGAAUGCUUUCGGCGUACUAGCAGGUAGAUUUAGAGUAUUUCGAAAAGAGAUUGAAGUUAAUUUAUCCACAGUUGAUCUAAUAGUGCAAGCUGCAUGCAAAAUUCACAACUGGUUACGUGCAGCAUCGCCAGGUACGUACUUGAAAUGGGAUAGGCUGAUUAUGAAGACGCAGAAACAGGAGUGCUGCAUCCAGGGCUAUGGCGCGCACCUGGAACUGAGCUGCCAUCCAUAA
Messenger RNA from Schistocerca americana (American grasshopper), 855 nucleotides. RefSeq lists its product as uncharacterized. Lineage: Eukaryota; Metazoa; Arthropoda; Insecta; Orthoptera; Acrididae. The record is from RefSeq and is a predicted model, not a curated record. The transcript has 2 exons. The coding region runs from base 1 to 855 and encodes 284 amino acids.